This is a messenger RNA of Besnoitia besnoiti, 768 nucleotides long. Its product is annotated as putative ubiquitin. The record is from RefSeq and is a predicted model, not a curated record. Gene Ontology annotation, molecular function: polyubiquitin modification-dependent protein binding; ubiquitin binding; proteasome binding. Bases 1 to 768 code for a protein of 255 amino acids. Gene Ontology annotation, biological process: proteasome-mediated ubiquitin-dependent protein catabolic process. NCBI's taxonomy places the organism in Eukaryota, Apicomplexa, Conoidasida, Eucoccidiorida, Sarcocystidae. The transcript has 3 exons. Gene Ontology annotation, cellular component: cytosol; nucleoplasm.
AUGGCGGCAUGCACCGUUGUAGUAACGGACUACACAGGAGGCCGGCAGGGCUCUGGCAAAGAUAAUCUGGUUCUCGAUGACGUCAAUAUAGCGAUGACAGUUGGCGAGCUGAAGCAGAAGAUCGUGGAGCAGAGGGGGGGGCUCGACGCCUCUCGCGUCCUCCUGUACAUGGGGAAAAUUUUAAUGGAAGACCACAAGAAUGUUUCGACUUAUAACAGAUCCAAGAGAGCGAAGCUGCAGCUGGAGCUGUAUGAUCUUCUUGAAAUACAAGUAAAGAUAAAGACCUUGCAACAUUUCGGCUCUGGCGGAUGUGUCAUGGUGCCAUUGUGGGCCAUUUGCUGCCGGCAAACGUUUGUUGUCGAGGUCCCAGACCAUGAGACGGUUGGCUAUUUGAGGAGGCGGGUAUGCGAGGAACUCGCGGAUCCUGAAAAGUACCCCCUCGAAAAUAUCAAGAUAGCUUUUCGACGGAAGAUGUUGAUGGACGAUUUGGAAGACCUUCGAAGCCUUGGUAUCAAAGAAGGGAGCACCGUAACCCUUUUCGUGAAACUUUGCUACUUCAACAAGAGAAAGGCUGCGGAAGACGCAGCGAAGAUGCACGGUGCUGCUAGGGAGCAGGCAGCUCAGGGCCAGGAGGAAGAGGCAGCGGAGGGUCACGAGGAGGAGGUGGCAGCUGAGGGAAAGGAGGAGAGAGACGGUGAGAAGGCAGCAGCCGAGGGGGGAGUGCCCGAGGAGGAAGCUCAUGGCGAAGAAGCCGGUGGAGAGGCAUAA